This is a messenger RNA of Coregonus sp. 'balchen', 24257 nucleotides long. NCBI's taxonomy places the organism in Eukaryota, Metazoa, Chordata, Actinopteri, Salmoniformes, Salmonidae. The record is from the annotation of a GenBank genome assembly.
AUGACAGACAGUAACCUAAGUGAACGCAAUCAUAGCAGAGUGGUCUGUCAUAGAGAUAUAGCUAUAUGUUUUCACUUCUAUUGCUAUGGGUCUGUCAUUUUGUAAUGUCAAUUUAACUUUAAUCUCCAACACUUAGAUACAAGAGUUUGGAGAUCCUUCGCACCAUGUGCCAGAUAAUGUAAUCUCCCCUUAUUAAACUGAGAAGUGGUCAGUAUGGUGAGAGGGGUCACAUGGUCACAGUCCUAAUGCUCAAGGUGAAGGCCACUGUCCUGUCAAUCAGGCCGUGUAGGAAACAGAGACAGAGACACGAUGUGUUGAAAGUCACGGCCAUGUCCAUUACUAAAUGGAAAAACAUUGAAUGAAACAGGGACGGAAACACCCAUUUUAGUUUUUAGUUUUAAAGAAUUUUGCUACAGUGCCCCCUACUGGACACCACCUGGGUUUCACUGUAUCCUCAUGUGACGGUCACAUGCUCUAGUCCAGCGCAUUAAUGCCUGUCAAAUGGAAUACAGUCAGUUACUCAGCUUAAGACCUCUGCCUUAGCAGUGAGUGACUGAUCCCAGUGCAACUAGGCUUACCUUUGUGUGAAGUCCUGUGUCUAAAUAAAGGAUUACUCUGACCCUUGAGGGGGAAAUUAUAGCAUACUUUUAAUUUUCACAUUAACAGUAAAGUUUGUCCUGAGUAAGUGUCUUGUAAUGGAAUUAUUUGAUUUGACAAUUUCAAAACACAUACAAAUGUUACACCAGGCAGCAGAUACCAAAAUUGUGGAGGACACACACACAAAACAUUCAAGAGAUUUGUUUCCAUUGUGGUCCUCUAUAAGGCAAGGGCUGCAGGGAAAAAUCAAGUGUCAUGGGCACUCUGGUGUAGACUGAUUCAUUUGAUAAUUAUGCAAUCAUUGUUAGUAUGUGAUCCCAACGUAAACCUUGGGGUUGCUAGGUUUAUAAACCAGGACAGAAAUACCUGGGCCCUCAAGGAACUACACUGGACUUUGUGCAAACUGGAAACCACAUAUCCUGAGGCCGCAUUUAUUGUAGCUGGGGAAAACGCAAAUCUGAGGAAACCGCUACCGAAGUUCUAUCAACACAUUGCCUGUAGUACUCGCGUUUUCAAAAUCUCUCCACCAUUGUCACUCUCCCUUACAGGAUGCCUACAAGGCCCUCCCCUGCCCUCCCUUCGGCAAAUCAGAUCACGACUCCAUUCUGCUCCUCCCUUCCUUUAGGCAGAAACUAAGAUCUAUUCAAUGCUGGUCUGACCAAUCGGAAUCCAUGCUUCAAGAUUGUUUUGAUCACGCGGACUUGGAUAUGUUCCUAGUUGCCUCUGAGAAUAACAUUGACGUAUACAGUGACACGGUGACUGAGUUCAUCAGGAAGUGUAUAGGGGAUGUUGUUCCCACUGUGACUAUUAAAACUUACCCAAACCAAAAACCAUGGAUAGAUGGCAGCAGUCGCGCAAAACUGAAAGUGCGAACCACCGCAUUUAACCACGGCAAGGUGACUGGGAAUAUGGUCAAAUACAAACAGUGUAGUUAUUCAAUGGCUCAGACACGAGACGUAUGUGGCAGGGACUCCAGACAAUCACGGGAAAACCAGCCACGUUGAGGACACCGACGUCUUGCUCCCGGACAAGAUAAACACCUUCUUCGCCCACUGUGAGGAUAACUGUGACGAGUACUGAGGAUACGAAGAGGCAGGACGCAGACGCAGGAAUCAACAAUAUAAAGGUUUAGUUAAGACUGAGCAAGUGCACAACAAAGAGCGAGUAGACGACAUGACGCUAACAAUCACACACAACACAACACUGAACAGUCCAGGGCUAUAUAGGGGUGGUGAUGAGAUGAUGAGGUGCAGGAGCGUUGGAGGUGAUUAGGGUGCGUUGGGUUUCCAUUCCGGUGUUGCCGAGGUGGUGCGCUCAGACCGGUGGCUCAGUAGACCGGCGAAUCAGAGCACCGGAGGGGAGCAACGGGAGGAGACGUGACAGUACCCCACCCCAGAUGCGUGGCUCCCGCCGCAGGACGUCGCCAGCCAGGAGGACGACCCCGAGGACGAGGAGCGGGCCUAUCAGGGUGGCGACGGUGGAAGUCCCAAAUUAGGUUGGGGUCCAGAACGUCCCCAGCCGGAACCCAGCUCCUCUCCUCAGGACCAUACCCCUCCCAGUCCACCAGGUAAUGGAGCCGUCCCCCACGGAACCUGGAGUCCAGCAGGUCCCUCACCGCAUACGCCGGACGGCUGUCAAUGUCCAGGGGCGGAGGGGUCGUACCCCAGGGGACGGCAUCCACCAGAGGACCAGGAACCACCGGCCUGAGGAGAGACACAUGAAAAGUGGGUGAGAUACGGUAGUGAGGGGGAAGGAGCAGCCAGUACGAUACCUCAUUUAUCCGUCGGAGGACCUUAAACGGCCCCACAAACCGGGGGCUCAGUUUCUUGCAGGGAAGGCGGAGAGGGAGGUUUUUAGUGGACAGCCAGACACGAUCACCAGGCUGUAAUACGGGGGCCUCACUGCGGUGGUGGUUGGCUUGGUCCUUUUGCCGACGAAUGGCCCUCUGGAGAUGGACAUGGGCAGCGUCCCAGACCUGUGGAACCCCUCGACGACAGCGGGCGCAUCGGUCUAGCUGGGAGUCCAAGGGGCCAGGGUCGGCUGGUACCCCAGGACGCACAGGAAGGGAGUGAGCCCUGUGGAGGAGUGAACGAGGGAGUUCUGGGCAUAUUCUGUCCAGGGAAGAAACCUCGCCCACUCGCCUUCCAGACUCGGGAGGUGAAUUGGGGGCCACGGUCCGAGACGAUGUCCUCCGGAAAUCUAUAAUGCCGGAAGACCUGUUGGAACAGGACCUUAGCGACCUGGAGAGCAGAAGGAAGACCAGUUAGUGGCAAAAAACGGCAUGAUUUGGAGAACCGAUCUACGACCACCAGGACUGUGGUGAAGCCGAUAAAACAUGGGAGGUCGGUGACAAAGUCUACGGACAGGUGUGACCAAGGUCGCUGAGGCACUGGGAGAGGUUCUAGUUUGCCUGCCGGGGCGUUCCGAGGUGUCUUCGUUUGGCCCCAUACGGAACAGGAGUUGAUAUAGCGGGAGACAUCAGUAGCCAAGGUGGGCCACAAGUAUUUUUGUGAGAGAGAAUGUAGGGUACGCGUAAUACCGGAGUGCCCUGCCGUAAGGGUGGUGUGCGCCUGGUUCAGCAGGCGGUCAUGGACCCUGGUGGGUACAUACACGCACCCCGGAGGGGCGUUGGCAGGCGCUGGGUCCUCCUGAGCCGCCGGGCGGAUGUCUUAGUCCACAUCCCAAACGACAGGUGCCACGAUGAGAGACGGGGGCAGGAUAGGACCCCCCAGAUCCUUCCUUUCUCCCGUAUGGUGCAUCUUGGAGAGUGCGUCGGCUUUCACAUUCUGGGAUCCUGGGCGGUAGGACAGAAUAAACUGAAAGCGAGUACGAAAUUGGGCCCACCUGGCUUGACGAGAGUUCAUCCGUUUCGCUGCCAGUUGUGCUCCAAAUUCCGGUGGUCAGUGAGAAUCCGGAAUGGAUGGACUGCACCCUCCAGCCAGUGUCUCCAUUCCUCCAGAGCGAGGACCACCACCAACAGCUCCCUGUCUCCAACUCCAUAGUUCCUCUCUGUGGGGGUAAGCUUUUUCGAGAAAAAGGCACAGGGAUACAUUUUUUAAUAAUAAUAUAAUAUAUAACAUUUUCUCUGGCUUACCUUGCCACUGGGAGAGUACCCCACCCACGCCCUCCUCAGAUGCGUCCACCUCCAGGAUGAAAGGACAAGCUGGAUCUGGGUGUUUUAGGAGGGGUGCUGUGGUGAACCUCUCCUUCAGCCUCUUGAAGGCAGCGUCAGCCUCAGGGUUCGAGGCCAGCUUCUGAGGCCCACCGUUAAGGAGAGAGCUGAAGGACCUGAUGAAACGCCGGUAGAAAUUUGUGAAGCCCAGGAAGCUCUGUAGGCCCUUGAUGGUGAUGGGGACUGGCCAUGACCUGACGACGUCCGUCUUCGCUCUUUCCAUGAACACCCCCUGGGGACUGAUCCUGUAUCCCUGGAAGGAGAUGGCCUGUUGGUGGAAGUCGCAUUUCUUCCCCUUCACCAACAGGCUGUGUUCCCGGAGGCGGAGUAGGACCGCUCUGACGUCCCUGACGUGCUCCUCGAACGUAGCCGAGUAGAUCAGGAUAUUGUCGAUGUACACCACCACCUGUCUACUCAGCAUGUCUCGGAACACGUCAUUGACUAAAGACUGGAACACGGAAGGUGCGUUGGCGAGGCCGUAGGGCAUGACGCAGUAUUCAUAGCGGCCUGAGGUAGUGCUGAAUGCCGUCUUCCACUCGUCUCCUUCCCGGAUUCGGAUCAGGUUGUAGGCACUCCUCAGGUCCAACUUGGUAAAUUACAGGGCCCCUCGCAGCUGCUUGAUGGCCGACGGAACCAGAGGGAGGGGGUACCGGUACUUGGUGGUGACUGCGUUCAGCCCCCGGUAGUCAAUGCACGGCAUCAGUCCUCCGUCUUUUUGGCCACGAAGAAGAAGCUGGUGAAGGCAGGAGAGGUAGAGCGUCUGAUGAACCCCUGUUUCAGGGUCUCUGCCACAUACUUCUCCAUGGCCUCAGUCUCCCGCUAUGGAGAGGGAGUAAAUGCGACUCUUCGGGGGGUGUUGUCCCUCCAGCAGGUCAAUGGCGCAGUCCCAGGGCCUGUGAGGAGGGAGACACUUAGCCUUGGAGGCAGAGAAGACAUCGGAGAGAUCUGCGUACUCACGUGGAAUGUUGGGCAGGAAGGCGGACUCUGGACUCUCCACUGACGUGGAACAACAAACCACCGGCAGGCAGGUCCUCCGGCAUGAGGGGGACCAGGCUGUGAUCCUCUUGGUGAUCCAAUUGAUGGUGGGGUUGUGUAGUCUGAGCCAGGGCAAUCCCAAGACGAUCCGGUGAAGGGGUGACGUGACGAUGUGGAAGGACAGCUUCUCGUGGUGCUCCGGUAGUGUGGGAAUGGUGAUGGUGAUGGGAAGAGUGACGUGCGUAAUGGUGCCUGAUCCAAGUGGUUUAUUGUCCAGCGAGGUGACGUGUAGCGGAGAAGGCAGUGGCACGCUGGGCAACCCCCAUUCAGAGACCAGCUCCCUAUCUAUAAGGUUUCCCGCUGAUCCGGAAUCUAUCUUUGCUGUGGAAAUCGAAGAGAAGGAAGAACCAUUCACUGUUAAGGGAACUAAAAACAAUGGUUUGGUGACAGGUGAUGACGGAACACUCAUGGAGUGGCGACAGGAGUCAUACCGCCUAGAUAGGGAGCCACCAGGAGAUCUGUGGUCCAUGGGGGUGUAGGGGGUGCUGUCCACCUCCAUGGGUGAGGCAGGGCGGCUUCCAUAGCUCAGAUGGGGUGAGCGUCGAGGCUCCGGGAGGUGUGGGGAACGCCGUCGGUCUCUCAACAUGUCGUCAAGACGAAUGGAUGUGGCGAUGAGGGUAUCAAGGUCCAUCUUGUUGUCCUGACAUGCGAGUUUCAUUGUGAUGUCCUCCCGUAAGCCUCUCCUGAAGGCCGUGCGCAGAGCACGCUCAUUCCAGCUGGAAGACGCCGCCACCGUGCGAAAGCUCAGGGCGUACUCGAACGCGGCGUACUCGAACGCGGCCCCCUCUCCCUUUCCCUCCGUGGGAUGAUCGAAACACCGCCCUGAACCGAGCGAGGAAGGUGGAGCAGGGAAGCGCCGCGGCCUCACCUCCUUCCCAGACUUCCGUGGCCCAAUCCAGCGCCUUUCCAUUCAGUAGCAAAAUCACCAGUGCUAUCCUGGCUUGGUCCGAUGGAGAUCCCCCACGCUGACAUGCCAGAUACAGUGAAACCUGUAGCAGGAAGCCUCUACAUUUCGUCAUUAUCCCGUCAUAGCGCUCCGGCAGGGCGAGAGGUCUCUCAGACGUUGAUGAUAGCACGGGAGGAGGUGGACUGGGUGCACUCGCCGCUCCCUGAGGUGGAACCGGAGUGAUGGUCAGUUUAUGCAGCGUUUUGAGCACUUCCUGCAUGGCGGCGUUCAGCUGGGCAAUCUACUGCUGGUGCUGGUCGAGGUGCUGGGAAACUCCAGGAGGAUUACCUGCUGCAUCCAUCUUCGUGAUUGGUGUGUGAUUCUGUGACGAGUACUGCGUUGGGUAGACCGGCGAAUCAGAGCACCGUCCUCAAAGCAUGUGCAGACCAGCUGGCUAGUGGACAUAUUCAAUCUCACCCUAUCCCAGUCCGCUGUCCCCACGUGCUUCAAGAUGUCCACCAUUGUUCCUGUACCCAAGAAAGCAAAGGUAACUACAAAAUCAAUAAAAAUAAAAAAGAUAUUGUAAAGUGGUUGUCCCACUGGCUAUCAUAAGGUGAAUGCACCAAUUUGUAAGUCGCUCUGGAUAAGAGCGUCUGCUAAAUGACGUAAAUGUAAAUGUAAUGUAAUGUAACUGAACUAAACGACUAUCGCCCCGUGGCACUCAAUUCUGCCACCAUGAAGAGCUUUGAGAGGCUAGUUAAGGAUCCUAUCACCUCCACCUUACCUGACACCCUAGACCCAAUUCAAUUUGCAUACCGCACCAAUAGAUCCACAGACGAUGGAAUUGCCAUCGCACUGCACACUGCCUUAUCCCAUCUGGACUAGAGGAGUACCUACGUAAGAAUGCUGUUCAUUGACUACAGCUCAUCCUUCAACACCAUAGUGCCCUCCAAGCUCAUCAUUAAGCUCGGGGCCCUGGGUCGGAACCCCGCCCUGUGCAACUGGGUCCUGGACUUCCUGACGGGCCGCCCCCAGGUGGUGAAGGUAGGAAACAACACCUCCACUACACUGAUCCUCAACACAGGGGCCCCACAAGGGUGCGUGCUCAGCCUCCUCCUGUACUCCCUGUUCACCCAUGACUGUGUGGCAAUGCAUGCCUCCAACUCAAUCAUCAAGUUUGCAGACGACACAACAGUAGUAGGCCUGAUUACCAAGAAUGACGAGACAGCUUACAGGGAGGAGGUGAGGGCCCUGGUGGAGUGAUGCCAGGAAAAUAACCUCCUCCCUCAACGUCAACAAAACGAAGGAGCUGAUCGUGGACUUCAGGAGACAGCAGAGGGAGUAUGCCCCCAUCCACAUCAAUGGGACCGCCGUGGAGAAGGUAAAAAAGCUUAAAGUUUCAGAAAUACCUUAUUUACAUAAGUAUUCAGACCCUUUGCUAUGAGACUUGAAAUUGAGCUCAGGUGCAUCCUGUUUCCAUUGAUCAUCCUUGAGAUGUUUCUACAACUUGAUUGGAGUCCACCUGUGGUAAAUUAAAUUGAUUGGACAUGAUUUGGAAAGGCACACACCUGUCUAUGUAAGGUCCCACAGCUGACAGUGCAUGUCAGAGCAAAAACCAAGCCAUGAGGUCGAAGGAAUUGUCCGUAGAGCUCCGAGACAGGAUUGUGUCGAGGCACAGAUCUGGGGAAGGGUACCAAAAAAUGCUUGAAACAUUGAAGGUCCCCAAGAACCCGAUGGCCACUCUGACAGAGCUCCAGAGUUCCUCUGUAGAGAUGAGAGAACCUUCCAGAAGGACAACCAUGUAUACAGCACUCCACCAAUCAGGCCUUUAUGGUAGAGUGGUCAGACGGAAGCCACUCCUCAGUAAAAGGCACAAGACAGCCCGCUUGGAGUUUGCCAAAAGGCACCUAAAGAAUCUCAGACCAUGAGAAACAAGAUUCUCUGGUCUGAUGAAACCAAGAUUGAACUGGUUGGCCUGAAAACCUGCUCCAGAGCGCUCAGGACCUCAGACUGGGGCGAAGGUUCACCUUCCAACAGGACAAUGGCCCUAAGCACACAGCCAAGACAAUGCAAGAAUGGCUUCGGGACAAGUCCCUGAAUGUCCUUGAGUGGCCCAGCCAGAGCCGGGACUUGAACCCGAUCAUACAUCUCUGGAGAGACCUGAAAAUAGCUGUGCAGCGACACUCCCCAUCCAACCUGACAGAGCUUGAGAGGAUCUGCAGAGAAGAAUGGGAGAAACUCCCCAAAUACAGGUGUGCCAAGUUUGUAGCGUCAUACCCAAGAAGACUCGAGGCUGUAAUCACUGCCAAAGGUGCUUUAACAAAGUACUGAGUAAAGGGUCUGAAUACUUAUGUAAAUGUGAUAUUUCCGUUUUUUUCUAUUUUUAUACAUUUGCAAAAAUGUAUAAACACCUGUUUUUGCUUUGUCAUUAUGGGGUAUUGUGUGUAGAUUGAUGAGGGGAAAAAAACAAUUUAAUCAAUUUUAGAAUAAGGCUGUAACGUAACACAAUUAGGAAAAAGUCAAGGGGUCUGAAUACUUUCCGAAUGCAUUGUAUAUAUACAGUACCAGUCAAAAGACACACCUACUCAUUCCAGGGUUUUUCUUUAUUUUUUACUAUUUUCUACAUUGUAGAAUAAUAUUGAAGACAUCAAAACUAUGAAAUAACACAUAUGGAAUCAUGCAGUAACCAAAAAAGUGUUAAUCAAAUCAAAAUAUAUGUUAUAUUUGAGAUUCUUCAAAGUAGCCACCCUUUACCUUGAUGAGAGCUUUGCACAUUCUUGGCAUUCACUCAACCAGCUUCAUGAGGAAUGCUUUUCAAACAGUCUUGAAGGAGUUCCCACAUAUGCUGAGCACUUGUUGGCUGCUUUUCCUUCACUCUGCAGUCCAACUCAUCCCAAACCAUCUCAAUUGGGUUGAGCUCGGAUGAUUGUGGAGGCCAGCUCAUCAGAUGCAGCACUCCAUCACUCUCCUUCUUUGUCAAAUAGCCCUUACACAGCCUGGAGGUGUGUUUUGGGUCAUUGUCCGGUUGAAAAACAAAUAAUAGUCCCACUAAGCGCAAACCAGAUGGGAUGGCGUAUCGCUGCAGAAUGCUGUGGUAGCCAUGCUGGUUAAGUGUGUCUUGAAUUCUAAAUAAAUCACUGACAGUGUCACCAGCAACACACCCCCACACCAUCACACCUCCUCCUCCAUGCUUCACGGUGGGAACUACACAUGCGGAGAUCAUCCGUUCACCUACUCUGCGUCUCACAAAGACACGGCGGUUGGAACCAAAAAUCUCACAUUUGGACUCCAGACCAAUGGACACAUUUCCAGUGGUCUAAUGUCCAUUGCUUGUUUUUCUUGGCCCAAGCAAGUCUCUUCUUCUUAUUGGUGUCCUUUAGUAGUGGUUUCUUUGCAGCAAAACGACCAUGAAGGCCUGAUUCACGCAUUCUCCUCUGAACAGAUGAUGUUGAGAUGUGUCUGUUACUUGACCUCUGGGCUGCAAUCUGAGGUGCAGUUAACUCUAAUGAACUUAUCCUCUGCAGCAGAAGUAACUCUGGGUCUUCCUUUCCUGUGGCGGUCCUCAUGAAAGCCAGUUUCAUCAUAGUGCUUGAUGGUUUUUGCGACUGCACUUGAAGAAACUUUCAAAGUUCUUGAAAUGUUCCGGAUUGACUGACCUUCAUGUCUUAAAGUAAUGAUGGACUGUCGUUUCUCUUUGCUUAUUUGAGCUGUUCUUGCCAUAAUAUGGACUUGGUCUUUUACCAAAUAGGGCUAUCUUCUGUAUACCACCCCUACCUUGUCACAACACAACUGAUUGGCUCAAACGCAUUAAGGAGGAAAGAAAUUCCACAAAUGAAUUGAAAUGCAUUCCAGGUGACUACCUCAUGAAGCUGGUUGAGAGAAUGCCAAGAGUGUGCAAAGCUGUCAUCAAGGCAAAGGGUGGCUACUUUGAAGAAUCUCAAAUAUAAAAUAUAUUUUGAUUUGUUACUACAUGAUUCCAUAUGUGUUUUUCCAUCGUUGUGAUGUCUUCACUAUUAUUCUACAAAGUAGAAAAUAGUAAUAAUAAAGAAAAACCUUGGAAUGAGUAGGUGUGUCCAUACUUUUGACUGGUACUGUAUAUAUACACACACACACACACACAUUUAUAUAUAUAUAUAUAUAUAUAUAUAUAUAUAUAUAUAUAUAUAUAUACAUACAUACAAAUAUAUAUACAUAUAUAUAGACUCUGACAUUGCUCGUCCUAAUAUUGAUAUAUUUCUUAAUUCCAUUCUUUUUCCUUUUAGAUCUGUGUUGGUGUGAAUUGUUAGACAUUACUGGAGCUACAGUGGGAACACAAGCAAUAACAUCUGCUAAAUAUGUCUGUGGGACCAAUACAUUUAGAUUUCAUUUGAAUAAAAUGUGUUUUGAUUUGAUUUAAACUAGGCCAAUGGGCACUAGGUCACUGAACUUUUGUUCUGAAAAGUCACUGAAAACCUUUUGAUCACUGUUUGAUCAAGCCCACCUGUGGCAGUAGCUCUGCUUGACCAGUGGACUAUGGACAGACUUAUCUCAUGGUGCAUGGUGCAAUGACCACUGAAACCCUCAGUCCCUCUCUGUCCCAGUCAUGGGGGAGGGUUUUUAACUCCAAAUGUGGAUGUUAUUUCUAUCCAUUUCUAUUCUACAAGGGCUAGGCCUUGCUACAGGGGCUACAGCAAUAACUUGUCACGUCCGUUGUGUAAAGGAUCGGACCAAGGUGCAGCGUGGUUUGCGUACAUAGUCGUUUAUUCUAAUAAAACACAGACAAAAUAACAAAAUCCAACAGAACGUGAAGUUCAAGAGGCUACACAUACAACAAGCCAAACAGUAAUAGAAACAAGAUCCCGCAACUAAAGGUAGGCAAAAUGGCUGCCUAAGUAUGAUCCCCAAUCAGAGACAACGAUCGACAGCUGCCUCUGAUUGGGAACCACACCCGGCCAACAUAGAAAUAGAUAAACUAGAUAUGUCAACAUUCACACCCUGACCAAACUAACUGGAGAAUAACAGGUUCUCAAGGUCAGGACGUGACAUAACUGGAGAAGGGGGUACAGUAAUAACUGUGGAGAAGGGUAACACUAAUAACUGUGGAGAAGGGGGUACAGUAAUAACUGUGGAGAAGGGGGUACACUAAUAACUGGAGAAGGGUGUACACUAAUAACUGUGGAGAAGGGGGUAUAGUAAUAACUGUGGAGAAGGGGGUACACUAAUAACUGUGGAGAAGGGGGUAUAGUAAUAACUGUGGAGAAGGGUAACACUAAUAACUGGAGAAGGGGGUACAGUAAUAACUGUGGAGAAGGGGGUACAGUAAUAACUGUGGAGAAGGGUAACACUAAUAACUGUGGAGAAGGGGGUAUAGUAAUAACUGUGGAGAAGGGGGUAUAGUAAUAACUGUGGAGAAGGGUGUACACUAAUAACUGUGGAGAAGGGGUAUAGUAAUAACUGUGGAGAAGGGGGUACAGUAAUAACUGUGGAGAAGGGUGUACACUAAUAACUGUGGAGAAAGGUAACACUAAUAACUGUGGAGAAGGGGGUAUAGUAAUAACUGUGGAGAAGGGGGUAUAGUAAUAACUGUGGAGAAGGGGGUACACUAAUAACUGUGGAGAAGGGUGUACACUAAUAACUGUGGAGAAGGGGGUAUAGUAAUAACUGUGGAGAAGGGGGUACAGUAAUAACUGUGGAGAAGGGUGUACACUAAUAACUGUGGAGAAGGGUAACACUAAUAACUGUGGAGAAGGGGGUACAGUAAUAACUGUGGAGAAGGGGGUUAUAGUAAUAACUGUGGGAGAGGGUGUACACUAAUAACUGUGGAGAAGGGGGUAUAUGUAAUAACUGUGGAGAAGGGUAACACUAAUAACUGUGGAGAAGGUUGAGGGGUAGAUAACUGUGGAGAAGGGUAACACUAAUACUGUGAGAAGGGUAAUAAACUGUGGAGAAGGGGGUAAGUAAUAACUGUGGAGAAGGGUACACUAAUAACUGUGGAGAAGGGGUAUAGUAAUAACUGUGGAGAAGGGGGUAAGUAAUAACUGUGGAGAAGGGUGUACACUAAUACGUGGGAAGGUACACUAUACUGUGGAGAAGGGGGUAUAGUAAUAACUGUGGAGAAGGGGGUACAGUAAUAACUGUGGAGAAGGGGUACACUAAUAACUGUGGAGAAGGGUUACACUAAUAACUGUGGAGAAGGGGGUAUAGUAAUAACUGUGGAGAAGGGGGUAUAGUAAUAACUGUGGAGAAGGGGUACACUAAUAACUGUGGAGAAGGGUAACACUAAUAACUGUGGAGAAGGGGGUAUAGUAAUAACUGUGGAGAAGGGGGUACAGUAAUAACUGUGGAGAAGGGUGUACACUAAUAACUGUGGAGAAGGGAACGUAUAGUAAUAACUGUGGAGAAGGGUAACCUAUAUGUGGAAGGGGGUACAGUAAUAACUGUGGAGAAGGGGGUAUAGUAAUAACUGUGGAGAAGGGUGUACACUAAUAACUGUGGAGAAGGGGGUAUAGUAAUAACUGUGGAGAAGGGGUAACACUAAUAACUGUGGAGAAGAGGUAACACUAAUAACUGUGGAGAAGGGGGUAUAGUAAUAACUGUGGAGAAGAUACGGAGAAUGGUACACUAAUAACUGUGGAGAAGGGGGUAUAGUAAUAACUGUGGAAGGAUAAUUGGGAGGGUACACUAAUAACUGUGGAGAAAGGUAACACUAAUAACUGUGGAGAAGGGGGUAUAGUAAUAACUGUGGAGAAGGAUAACUGUGGAGAAGGGUAACACUAAUAACUGUGGAGAAGGGGGUAUAGUAAUAACUGUGGAGAAGGAUAACUGUGGAGAAGGGUAACACUAAUAACUGUGGAGAAAGGUAACACUAAUAAAUGUGGAGAAGGGGGUAUAGUAAUAACUGUGGAGAAGGAUAACUGUGGAGAAGGGUUACACUAAUAACUGUGGAGAAGGGUGUACAUAAUAACUGUGGAGAAGGGGGUUGUAUAUGGAAGGUGUACACAUAACUGUGGAGAAGGUACUAUACUGUGGAGAAGGGUAACACUAAUAACUGUGGAGAAGGUAACACUAAUAAAUGUGGAGAAGGGGGUAUAGUAAAACUGUGGAGAAGGGGUACAGUAAUAACUGGAGAAGGGUGUACACUAAUAACUGUGGAGAAGGGUGUACAGUAAUAACUGUGGAGAAGGGGGUACACUAAUAACUGUGGAGAAGGGUGUACACUAAUAACUGUGGAGAAGGGUGUACACUAAUAACUGUGGAGAAGGGUAACACUAAUAACUGUGGAGAAGGGUAACACUAAUAACGGUGGAGAAGGGUAUACAGUAAUAACUGUGGAGAAGGGGUACAGUAAUAACUGUGGAGAAGGGGUACAGUAAUAACUGUGGAGAAGGGUGUACAUAAUAACGUGGAGAAGGUGUACACUAAUAACUGUGGAGAAGGGUGUAAUAAUAACUGGAGAAGGGUGUAACACUAAUAACUGUGAGAAGGGGUACAGUAAACUGUGGAGAAGGGGUAACAUAAUAACUGUGGAGAAGGGGGUACACUAAUAACUGUGGAGAAGGGUGUACAGUAAUAACUGUGGAGAAGGGGGUACAGUAAUAACUGUGGAGAAGGGUGUACACUAAUAACUGUGGAGAAAGGUAACACUAAUAACUGUGGAGAAGGGGGUAUAGUAAUAACUGUGGAGAAGGGUAACACUAAUAACUGUGGAGAAGGGGGUAUAGUAAUAACUGUGGAGAAGGGUAACACUAAUAACUGUGGAGAAGGGGGUACAGUAAUAACUGUGGAGAAGGGUGUACACUAAUAACUGUGGAGAAGGGGUACAGUAAUAACUGUGGAGAAGGGUGUACACUAAUAACUGUGGAGAAGGGUGUACAGUAAUAACUGUGGAGAAGGUGGUAUAGUAAUAACGAGCUGUGAGAAGGGUAACACCAAUAACUGUGGAGAAGGGGUACAUUAAUAACUGUGGAGAAGGGUAACACUAAUAACUGUGGAGAAGGGGUACAUAAUAACUGUGGAGAAGGGUGUACAUAAUAACUGUGGAGAAGGGGUACAGUAAUAACUGGAGAAGGGGUACACUAAUAACUGUGGAGAAGGGGUACAGUAAUAACUGUGGAGAAGUGUGUAUAGUAAUAACUGGAGAAGGGUGUACACAAUAACUGUGGAGAAGGGUGUACACUAAUAACUGUGGAGAAGGGUAACACUAAUAACUGUGGAGAAGGGUAACACUAAUAACGUGGAGAAGGGGUACAGUAAUAACUGUGGAGAAGGGUACAGUAAUAACUGUGGAGAAGGGGUACACUAAUAACUGUGGAGAAGGGUGUACAGUAAUAACUGGGAGAAGGGGGUACAGUAAUAACUGUGGAGAAGGGUUGUAACUAAUAACUGUGGAGAAAGGUAACAACUAAUAACUUUGGAGAAGGGGUGUUAUAGUCAUUAACCUGGGGAAGAAGGAUAACUGUGGAGAAGGGUAACACCUAAUAACUGUUGGAGAAGGGGGUACAGAAUAACUGUGGGAGAAGGGUAACACUAAUAACUGUGGGAGAGGGGGUACAGUAAUAAACUGUGGAGAAAGGGUGUACACUAAUAACUGUGGAGAAGGGUGUACAGUAAUAACUGGAGAAGGGUGUACACUAAUAACUGUGGAGAAGGGUGUACAGUAAUAACUGUGGAGAAGUGUGUAUAGUAAUAACUGGAGAAGGGUGUACACCAAUAACUGUGGAGAAGGGUGUACACUAAUAACUGUGGAGAAGGGUAACACUAAUAACUGUGGAGAAGGGUAACACUAAUAACGGUGGAGAAGGGAAUACAGUAAUAACUGUGGAGAAGGGGGUAGAGUAAUAACUGGAGAAGGGUGUACACUAAUAACUGUGGAGAAGGGUGUACAGUAAUAACUGGAGAAGGGUGUACACUAAUAACUGUAGAGAAGGGUGUACACUAAUAACUGGAGAAGGGUGUACACAAUAACUGUGGAGAAGGUGUACAUAAUAACUGUGGAGAAGGGUACACUAAUAACUGUGGAGAAGGUGUACACUAAUAACGUGGGAAAGGGAUACAGUAAUAACUGUGGAGAAGGGGUACAGUAAUAACUGGGAGAAGGGGUACACUAAUAACUGUGGAGAAGGGGUACAGUAAUAACUGGAGAAGGGUGUACACUAAUCAACUGUAGAGGUUUGUCACUAUAACUGAAAUAAACUAGAUUCUUGGAGAGGGUGACAGGAAUACUGGGAGAUGCAGGACGAAAAACAAAGCUCAUUAUAACGUGCAAGGCUUACAGUAAUAACUGCGCAGAGGGAUAUCUUUCCUGUGACAAUCCGCUGGUCAAUCAGUAAUACUCACGUCCGCCUGUACAGCACAACUAACUGGAGACGGUGACAGCGUCUGUGAGAAGGUGGUCCUCAUACUGCAGCUAUGCUCCAGGACCGCUUUGCUAAACGCUGACUGGAAUAUGUUCCGGGACUCCGCCGACGAAGGUUCACUGCUUCCCCAAUCAAAAGCCCUGGAUUAAAAACACAGAGGUUGGCACUAAACUAAAGGACAGUGCUACCGCACACAGGGAUACCGUAGCCAACCCUGCUACGGCUGAGUACGCAAACAAGUAAAAUAAGUCCUGCUACGACCUCUGCGGAGCCAUCAAACAAGCAAAAGGACAAUAUAGGAACAAGGUGCAAUCCUAUUACACAGGCUCGGAUACCUACAUGUGGCAGGGGCUAUAGUCCGUUACGGAUUACAAACAGCAUUCUGCCCAACGAUGCCUCCCUACCAGAUGAACUCAGUGGAUUUUAUGCAGGCCUCGAUAAAAACAACACCGAGCCAUGCAUGGGGGGUCCUCGCUGACCCAGGGGACUCUGUGAUCUCGCUCUCCGAGGCUGACGUGAGCAGGUAUAUUCACUCUCCUUGUCCCAGUCUGUAAUGCCCACGUCUCAAGCUGACCGCCCUGUAGCACUGACAUCUGUAAUCGUGAAGCGCUUUGAAAGGCUGGUUAUGGCACACAUCAACUCCUUCAUCCCGGACACUCUAGGCCCACUCCAAUUUGCAUACCGCCCAAACAGAUCCAUAGAUGACACAAUCUUAAUUGCACUCCACACUGCCUUCACCCGCCUAGAUAAGAGGAACACCUAGAAUGCAUUCCGAAAGUAUUCAGACCCCUUGACUUUUUCCACAUUUUGUUACGUUACAGACUUAUUCUAAAAUUGAUUAAAUAGUUUUUUCCCCUCAUCAAUCUACGCACAAUACCCCGUAAUGACAAAGCAAAAACAGGUUUUUAUAAAUGCUGGCAAAUGUAUAAAAGAGACAAAUUUAAAUAUCACAUUUACAUAAGUAUUCAGACCCUUUACUCAGUACAUUGUUGAAGCACCUUUGGCAGCGAUUACAGCCUCGAGUCUUCAUGGGUAUGACGCUACAAGCUUGGCACACCUGUAUUUGGGGAGUUUCUCCCAUUCUUCUCUGCAGAUCCUCUCAAGCUCUGUCAGGUUGGAUGGGGAGCGUCACUGCAGAGCUAUUUUCAGGUCUAUCCAGAGAUGUUAGAUCGAGUUCAAGUCCGGGCUCUGGCUGGGCCACUCAAGGACAUUCAGAGACUUGUCCCGAAGCCACUCCUGCGUUGUCUUGGCUGUGUGCUUCCUGUUGGAAGGUGAAUCUUCACCCCAGUCUGAGGUCCUGAGCGCUCUGGAGCAGGUUUUCAUCAAGGAUCUCUCUGUACAUUGCUCCGUUCAUCUUUCCCUCGAUCCUGACUAGUCUCCCAGUCCCUGCAGCUGAAAAACAUCCCCACAGCAUGAUGCUGCCACCACCAUGCUUCCCCAUAGGGAUGGUGCCAGGUUUACUCCAGAUGUGAAGCUUGGCAUUCAGGCAAAAUAGUUCAAUAUUGGUUUUCAGACCAAAGAAUCUUGUUUCUCAUGGUCUGGGAGUCCUUUAGGUGACUUUUGGCCAACUCCAAGCGGGCUGUCAUGUGCCUUUUACUGAGGAGUGGCUUCAAUCUGGCCACUCUACCAUAAAGGCCUGAUUGGUGGAGUGCUGCAGAGAUGGUUGGUCUUCUGUAAGGUUCUCCCAUCUCCACAUAGGAACUCUGGAGCUCUGUCAGAGUGACCAUUGGGUUCUUGGUCACCUCCCUGACCAAGGCCCUUCUCCCCCUGAUUGCUCAGUUUGUCCGUGCGGCCAGCUCUAGGAAGAGUCUUGGUGGUUACAAACUUCUUCCAUUUAAGAAUGAUGGAGGCCACUGUGUUCUUGGGGACCUUCAAUGCUGCAGACAUUUUUUGGUACCCUUCUCCAGAUCUGUGCCUCGACACAAUCCUGUCUCGGAGCUCUACGGACAAUUUCUUCGACCUCAUGGCUUGGUUUUUGCUCUGACAACUGUAGGACCUUAUAUAGAAAGGUGUGUGCCUUUCCAAAUCAUGUCCAAUCAAUUGAAUUUACCACAGGUGGACUCCAAUCAAGUUGUAGAAACAUCUCAAGGAUGAUCAAUGGAAACAGGAUGCACCUGAGCUCAAUUUCGAGUCUCAUACCAAAGGGUCUGAAUACUUAUGUAACCUUAUGUAAGGUUUUUCUGUUUUUAAUUUUUUUUAAACCUGUUUUCACUUUGUCAUUAUGGGAUAUUGUUUGUAGAUUGAUGAGGAAAAAAAUGUAAUCCAUUUUAGAAUAAGGCCGUAACGUAACAAAAUGUGGAAAAAGGGAAGGGAUCUGAAUACUUUCCGAAUUCACUGUAUAAAUAUAAACGCAACAUGCUACAACUUCUAAGAUUGUACUGAGUUAGAGUUCAUAUAAGGAAAUCAAUUCAUUAGGCCCUAAUCUAUUGAUUUCACAUGACUGGGAAUAGAGAUACGCAUCUGUUGGUCAGAGAUACCUCGGUUGGUCAGAGAUACCUCGGUUGGUCAGAGAUACCUCGGUUGGUCAGAGAUACCUCGGUUGGUCAGAGAUACCUCGGUUGGUCAGAGAUACCUCGGUUGGUCAGAGAUACCUCGGUUGGUCAGAGAUACCUCGGUUGGUCAGAGAUACCUCGGUUGGUCAGAGAUACCUUAAAAAGGGCAUCCCGAGUGGCGCCGUGGUCUAGAGAUCCUGGUUCCAGUCCGGGCUCUGUUGCACGCGACCGGGGGACCCACGGGGCCGUCUCCGGCAUGGGGGUUACAUGUGUGCUGGUGUUGGCAGUGUUUUAGUUUUUAUAUAUUUUACAUUUUUUAGGGGGUAGAUCAGCUUUAAUAUUGCAAUGUAAUUGUCUGCAUCACUUCCAAUCCCCCAUAUGUUUUUUUUCUCUCGCAAAUAUAUAUACAUAUACAUACACAUACAGUUGAAGUCGGAAGUUUACAUACACGUAGGUUGGAGUCAUUAAAACUCGUUAACAAACUACAGUUUUGGCAAGUUGGUUAGGACAUCUACUUAGUAAUUUUUUCAACAAUUGUUUACAGACAGUUUAUUUCACUUAUAAUUGACUGUAUCACAAUUCCAGUUGGUCAGAAGUUUACAUACACUAAGUUGACUGUGCCUUUAAACAGCUUGGAAAAUUCCAGGAAAUGAUGUCAUGGCUUUAGAAGCUUCUGAUAGGCUAAUUGACAUCAUUUGAGUCAAUUGGAGGUGUACUUAUGGAUGUAUUUCAAGGCCUACCUUCAAACUCAGUGCCUCUUUGCUUGACAUCAUGGGAAAAUCAAAAGAAAUCAUCCAAGACCUCAGAAAAAAAAUUGUAGACCUCCACAAGUCUGGUUCAUUCUUGGGAGCAAUUUCCAAACGCCUGAAGGUACCACGUUCAUCUGUACAAACAAUAGUACGCAAGUAUAAACACCAUGGGACCACGCAGCCUUCAUACCGCUCAGGAAGGAGACACGUUCUGUCUCCUAGAGAUGAACGUACUUUGGUGCGAAAAGUGCAAAUUAAUCCCAGAACAACAGCAAAGGACCUUGUGAAGAUGCUGGAGGAAACCGGUACAAAAGGAUCUAUAUCCACAGUAAAACAAGUCCUAUAUCGACAUAACCUGAAAGGCCGCUCAGCAAGGAAGAAGCCACUGCUCCAAAAACCGCCAUAAAAAAGCCAGACUACGGUUUGCAACUGCACAUGGGGACAAAGAUCGUACUUUUAGGAGAAAUGUCCUCUGGUCUGAUGAAACAAAAAUAUAACUGUUUGGCCAUAAUGACCAUCGUUAUGUUUGGAGGAAAAAGGCGGACCUUGCAAGCCGAAGAACACCAUCCUAACCGUGAAGCAUGGGGGUGGCAGCAUCAUGCUGUGGGGGUGCUUUGCUGCAGGAGGGACUGGUGCACUUCACAAAAUAGAUGGCAUCAUGAGGAAGGAAAAUUAUGUGGAUAUAUUGAAGCAACAUCUCAAGACAUCAGUCAGGAAGUUAAAGCUUGGUCGCAAAUGGGUCUUCCAAAUGGACAAUGACCCCUAGCAUACUUCCAAAGUUGUGGCAAAAUGGCUUAAGGACAACAAAGUCAAGGUAUUGGAGUGGCCAUCACAAAGCCCUGACCUCAAUCCUAUAGAAAAUGUGUGGGUGUGACGAGGUGUGAAAGAAGGAGUCAGGCGCAGGAGGUAAAACACAGAAGUCCAGAGUUUAUUCCGUUUGCAUAAAUCAAACGCCCCAAGCGUCAAACGAAACUGUACAAGGGAAAACAUCCACCUUGGCAAUAACACAGUGAAAUGUAGAUCAACCGAGCUACACGCUCUCACAACAAAACAAUCACUCACAAAGACAAGGGGAACAGAGGGAACACUUAUACACAUACUAAUUAGGGGAAUGAGCCCAGGUGUGUGUGAUUGACAAGACAUGACAAGUGGAGUGAUGAGAAUGGGAUCGGCAGUAGCUAGUACUCCGGUGACGACAAACGCCGAAGCCUGCCCGAACCAGGAGGGGGGGCAGCCUCGGCGGAAGUCGUGACAGUGGGCAGAACUGAAAAGCGUGUGCGAACAAGGAGGCCUAGAAACCUGACUCAGUUACACCAGCUCUGUCAGGAGGAAUGGGCCAAAAUUCCCCAACUUAUUGUGGGAAGCUUGUGGAAUGUUACCCGAAACGUUUGACCCAAGUUAAACAAUUUAAAGGCAAUGCUACCAAAUACUAAUUGAGUCUAUGUAACCUUCUGACCCACUGGGAAUGUGAUGAAAUAAAUAAAAGCUGAAAUAAAUAAUUCUCUCUACUAUCAUUCUGACAUUUCACAUUAAUAAAAUACGUUCCACUGUUCAGACCAGCAUAAUACAAUUCUGAACCGGUAUCCCCCAAACUGUGAUCUUUCACAAAAGUUCUCAACCUACAGUAUAUACUUAUUAUGGACAUAGUAUGUUUUAUAUUAGUUAUUUUGUUGUUAUUAGUUUCACAAAGGUUCUGAACCCUUAUAUUCUCAGUGUUUCUACAGAUUGUAAAUUGAAAAUAAACAUUUUUGCUAAAAGUAUUAUUAUAUUAUUGAUCGAUUGACUAUGACUUUUCAGAUCACCCAGUAGUGCUAUCUGCAGGGUUAGCUUCAGCUAAAUAUUGCAAUCCUUCAGCCAUUCCUGGACCUGUGACCAAAAACAAUCUACAAAUGGACAGUACCAAAACAAAUGAUCUAAUGAUUCUGUCUCCUCGCAGCAAAAUCUGCAGAGCUGGGAAGAUUGUAUCCCCCAUAUAAAUAACAUUCUAUUGGUUGCAAGAAUUUUAUAUAAUAAUUUAAAUUGAAAAAUUCUAAGUUUUGAAUCUGGUGUCGUUUUGCGUAUCAGUUCAUAAACACUAUGCCAUGGAAUCGGUACGUCAAAGAUCUCUUCCCAGCUAUUUUGCAAUCUAUAUGGGACGGCUGACGAUCCUUUGGUCCUUAAAUGAAACUGAUAUACUUUUUUAUUUAUCACAGUUUUCCUUAACCAAUUAUGUUCUUUAAUGCAAGGCCGACAGACAAGUUCCUUACUUUCUCCUCCUUCCACUUUCCUCUUCCAUUUUUGCAGUAAGGCUGCAAUUAUUUGGUUGUAAUUUUGGGUAGAGCAGACAUUUCCAUUUGUUUUUGUUAGCUGCAUGUGCAACAUAACUCCACCAGUCCUACUGAUGAUAUCAUUUACAAAAGAUUAUACCUUUUUUAAACAUUUUAUCCCCAAAAAAUUAAUAUCAGUUCAUAAACCAUUUGCCAUGGAAUCGGUACUAAUAUAACUCAGCCAAACUCAGGCAAGAGACUGAACAUUUGACUUAUAUACACACUAGCUCCCAAGUACAGUGCCUUGCAAAAGUAUUCAUCCCCCUUGGUGUUUUUCCUAUUUUGUUGCAUUACAACCUGUAAUUUAAAUGGAUUUUUAUUUGGAUUUCAUGUAAUGGACAUACACAAAAUAGUCCAAACUGGUGAAGUGAAAUGAAAUGAACUUGUUUUAAAAAAAUUCACACAAAAAAGAACGUUAAAGUGUUGAGUGUAUAUGUAUUCACCCCCUUUGCUAUGAAGCUCCUAAAUAAGAUCUGGUGCAACCAAUUACCUUCAAAAGUCACAUAAUUAGUUCAAUAAAGUCCACCUGUGUGCAAUCUAAGUGUCACAUGAUCUCAGUAUAUAUACACCUGUUCUGAAAGGCCCCAGAGUCUGCAACACCACUAAGCAAGGGGCACCACCAAGCAAGCGGCACCAUGAAGUCCAAGGAGCUCUCCAAACAGGUCAGGGGCAAAGUUGUGGAGAAGUACAGAUCAGGGUUUUGUUAUAAAAAAAAUAUUCGAAACUUUGAUCAUCCCACGGAGCACCAUUAAAUCCAUUAUGAAAAAAUGGAAAGAAUAUGGCACCACAACAAACCUGCCAAGAGAGGGCCACCCACCAAAACUCACGGACCAGGCAAGGAGGGCAUUAAUCAGAGGCAACAAAGAGACCAAAAAUAACCCUGAAGGUGCUGCAAAGCUCCACAGCGGAGAUUGGAGUAUCUGUCCAUAGGACCACUUUAAGACGUACACUCCACAGAGCUGGGCUUUACGGAAGAGUGGCCAGAAAAAAAGCCAUUGCUUAAUGAAAAAAACAAGCAAACACGUUUGGUGUUCGCCAAAAGGCAUGUGGGAGACUCCCCAAACAUAUGGAAGAAGGUACUCUGGUCAAAUGAGACUAAAAUUGAGCCUUUUGGCCAUCAAGGAAAACGCUAUGUCUGGCGCAAACCCAACACUUCUCAUCACCCCGAGAACACCAUCCCCACAGUGAAGCAUGGUGGUGGCAGCAUCAUGCUGUGGGGAUGUUUUUCAUCGGCAGGGACUGGGAAACUGGUCAGAAUUGAAGGAAUGAUGGAUGGCGCUAAAUACAGGGAAAUUCUUGAGGGAAACCUGUUUCAGUCUUCCAGAGAUUUGAGACUGGGGUGGAGGUUCACCUUCCAGCAGGACAAUGACCCUAAGCAUACUGCUAAAGCAACACUCAAGUGGUUUAAGGGGAAACAGUUAAAUGUCUUGGAAAGCCCAGACCUCAAUCCAAUUGAGAAUCUGUGGUGACUUAAAGAUUGCUGUACACCAGCGGAACCCAUCCAACUUGAAGGAGCUGGAGCAGUUUUGCCUUGAAGAAUGGGCCAAAAUCCCAGUGGCUAGAUGUGCCAAGUUUAUAGAGACAUACCCCAAGAUACUUGCAGCUUUAAUUGCUGCAAAAGGUGGCUCUACAAAGUAUUGACUUUGGGGGGGGGGGGGGGGGGGGUGAAUAGUUAUGCACGUUCAAGUUUUCUGUUUUUUUGUCUUAUUUCUUGUUUGUUUCACAAUAAAACAUAUUUUGCAUCUUCAAAGUGGUAGGCAUGUUGUGUAAAUCAAAUGAUACAAAUCCCCAAAAAAUCAAUUUUAAUACUAGGUUGUAAGGCAACUGUGACGAGGUGAAAUGAAGGAGUCAGGUGCAGGAGGUCAAAUACCGAAGUCCAGAGUUUAAUGCGUUCACAUAUAUCAAACGCCCCAAGCAUCAAAAGGAACAAGCUCAAGGGAAACACAUCCACCUUGGUAUAAAUACAAUGUUGAGUUGCUCAACCGAGCUAACAUGCUCUCACAAUAAACAAUCACUCACAAAGACAAGGGGAACAGAGGGAACACUUAUACACAUACUAAUUAGGGGAAUGAGCACCAGGUGUGUGUGAUUGACAAGACAUGACAAGUGGAGUGAUGAGAAUGAGAUCGGCAGUAGCUAGUACUCCGGUGACGACGAACGCCGAAGCCUGCCCGAACAAGGAGGAGGGGCAGCCUCGUUGGACAUCGUAACAGCAAUAAAAUAGGAAAAAUGCCAAGGGGGGUGAAUACUUUCGCAAGCCACUGUAUAUACACAAAGGUAUGUGGACACCCCUUCAAAUUAGUGGAUUCGGGCUUCCGGUUGAGCAUGUGAAUGGAGAAGAAGCUCGUGGACGAGGCUCCUACUCAUUAGUUAAUUUUGCCACAUUUUUACUUUGCAUUCCACUUUCUUACAUAUCAGAUUUGAUUGUUGAGUUUGUAAGUUACCUUUUUGAUUCAAAUGUCACACGAUCUGAAGAGCAGAAGACCUGUAACUAAUGUUUCAACCCUGUUGGCAAACGUGAAUGGUAAUGGCGCCGACUCCAGUCCAACCGUUACGGAGUCUCAUGCGGUCACACUCCCCCACAGAUCUUCAGAACCUCCGUACGGUUCUGAUCUCGGAAAUUAAAGCUACCAUUGUCACUCAGCUCAAAACUGCCAUCGAUGCUGCUCUGGCCCCCCUUCUCCGCCGUCCUGGAUGGUGUCCGAGACGCUGCGGAUGAACAAGGCCGCCGACUUGACUGCUUUGAACAUGACCCGUGUGACCACAGUGACCGCAUAGUAGCCCUUGAGAAAACAGUCGCACGUCUGAGCUCCGAAAACCAAAAGCUGAUUGACAAGAACUGGAAUCCCGUUCUCGCCGUUGCAAUCUUCGGGUUGUUGGUAUACCAGAGAAACUUGGAGGGGACUAAGUUGAGUUCAUGUCAGACUUCUUUGCGGAGGUCCGGCCAACGUUCCAUCACCCCCGAAGCUGGACAGAGCCCACCGCAUUGGCCCCUCCCCAACGGGCGGAGACUCCAAGCAUAGAGUGUUUAUCGUCCAUUUUCACUACUUCCAGAGGGCAGAGGCCAAAUACACUUCUGCAGUCGAGUGUUGCCAAGAAGAGAGCAAAAUUCCUCGAUGUGAAAUGCAACCUUCAUGAGAAGAAAGUGAAAUUUCUCACUCCGUUUUCCCUGCUCGUCUCCACGUUGAACAUGCCGGGGGGGAAGCUAUAGUUCGACACCCGCGAGGACGCCCAGCGUUGGUUUGACAGUCACUUCUGAGCCAUAUCUUGGAUUUAUAAUGUUGCUUUUGCCAACAACUAGGAAAGUCCAGAAAAUGUGACAUUGAGUGACGCAGACCUUCAAGAACUUUACCAACUGUCUGUUACAGAGAUCCAGGAAGUAAAAUGCCCAGGUGCUGACAUGAUGACCAGCCAUGUGGAGGUGAUCUAUGAGAAGACUAGAACCAUGGAAGGUGACAUGCAAGCUGACAUGGAAGCUAUGGUUGAGGAUCUCUGCAGUCACUUCCCACAAGUGGACGAUGAUCAUUCUGCAGGUUUUGAAUAUUGUGAUGUGGCAAAUGCAGGGGUGGCGAAAAGAGAAGGUCUUGAUGUCCAUGGAAACGAUCAACAACGGGUUCAAAGCUGGAAUACAACCGGGAUUGACCCUACAGAGAGGAUGACGAGCAACCCUCAGGAACAUUUUUGA